This is a messenger RNA of Salarias fasciatus (jewelled blenny), 1319 nucleotides long. Its product is annotated as ribose-phosphate pyrophosphokinase 2-like. NCBI's taxonomy places the organism in Eukaryota, Metazoa, Chordata, Actinopteri, Blenniiformes, Blenniidae. Gene Ontology annotation, biological process: 5-phosphoribose 1-diphosphate biosynthetic process; purine nucleotide biosynthetic process. The coding region runs from base 168 to 1124 and encodes 318 amino acids. Gene Ontology annotation, molecular function: magnesium ion binding; ribose phosphate diphosphokinase activity; ATP binding. The record is from RefSeq and is a predicted model, not a curated record. The transcript has 7 exons. Gene Ontology annotation, cellular component: ribose phosphate diphosphokinase complex; cytoplasm.
ACACGCACGCACGCGCACGUUCUCUCCCGGUGAGCUGGUCGUCCCUCCGUCCCUUCCAGCAGAGCGAUGCCCGGCCUGCAGCACUGAUCCCGGCCUGCGCUCCCUCUCUGACCCGGGGACCCCCCUCUCUUCCUGCGGCUCUUCUCUCCUCCUCCCUCCGAGCGAACAUGCCGAACAUCAUGCUCUUCAGCGGGAGCUCGCACCACGACCUGUCCCAGAAAGUGGCGGACCGGCUGGGGCUGGAUCUGGGCAAAGUCAUCACCAAGAAGUUCAGCAAUCAGGAGACAUGCGUGGAGAUCGGGGAGAGCGUGCGGGGCGAGGACGUCUACAUCGUGCAAAGCGGCUGCGGGGAAAUCAACGACAACCUGAUGGAGCUGCUCAUUAUGAUUAACGCCUGUAAGAUCGCCUCGUCGUCCCGCGUCACCGCCGUCAUCCCCUGCUUCCCGUACGCCCGGCAGGACAAAAAAGACAAGAGUCGGGCGCCCAUCUCGGCCAAGCUGGUCGCCAACAUGCUGUCGGUGGCGGGAGCCGAUCACAUCAUCACCAUGGACCUGCACGCCUCCCAGAUCCAGGGUUUCUUUGACAUCGCCGUGGACAACCUGUACGCCGAGCCGGCCGUCCUGCAGUGGAUCCGGGAAAAUAUCGCCGAAUGGAAAAACUCCAUCAUCGUGUCUCCCGAUGCGGGCGGAGCCAAGCGGGUGACGUCCAUCGCCGACCGCCUCAACGUGGACUUCGCCCUCAUCCACAAAGAGAGGAAGAAGGCCAACGAGGUGGACCGCAUGGUGCUGGUGGGCGACGUCAAGGACCGCGUGGCCAUCUUGGUGGACGACAUGGCGGACACGUGCGGGACCAUCUGCCACGCCGCCGACAAGCUGAUCGACGCCGGCGCCGUCAAGGUCUACGCCAUCCUCACGCACGGCAUCUUCUCCGGGCCCGCCAUCUCGCGCAUCAACAGCGCGCCGUUCGAGGCCGUGGUGGUGACCAACACCAUCCCGCAGGAGGAGAAGAUGAAGGCGUGUCCAAAAAUACAGGUCAUCGACAUAUCCAUGAUCCUGGCGGAGGCCAUCAGGAGAACCCACAACGGCGAGUCCGUGUCCUACCUCUUCAGCCACGUCCCGCUGUGAAGGGGGGGGGGCAGGGCUCCGCGGACGUGGGCGGAGCUCCCCCGGUGCUCGCCGCACCACUUCCCCUCUCUUUUGUAUUUAAAAGUCUUUUUAUUUCCUCCCCUCCCACUGCUGCACGGUUCCGGGGGCAGUUCCAGGCGUCGGGUCCCCCACCCCCCUCCUCAAAAAGGUCAUUAAAAUGUAGUGAUGUGAUGA